Molecule: messenger RNA, 3397 nt
Organism: Styela clava
Lineage: Eukaryota; Metazoa; Chordata; Ascidiacea; Stolidobranchia; Styelidae
Molecular function (GO): growth factor activity
Source: RefSeq, a predicted model, not a curated record
CCUGUUCCGCCUCCAUCGAUAGUAGUCGAACAAGCGAAUUUAUAAAUAGUUAAUUUUACGAGUUACAGGCCUGAAGUAAGCUGUUAAAACAACGAUAAUACUAGAUAUGUGAAUCGUGCAUUGUGUAAUAUUAUUCAUGGAAAAUACAGUAUUUGCGAAAAAGCAUUACUUUGACAUAUGUAUUUAGUCUAAAGUACCACAGAGACUAACAAUGGUGUGAUUAGUAACAUGAAAGUUUCGAACUGUUGUUUGUCGAAAUACGUUGCGACUGACAGAAGAUGACCGGUGCAUUUUCCCAUUUACACAGAUAUGAAAUGCAGAAAAUCACUGGUAAAUUUCUGAAAAAAAACAUAAAAGGCCGGGAUUUAUCUAUCUUGUUGACGGUAUAAUACAGGAGUAAGCCGAGGCGGCUCCGUUAAGCCUGGCUCUUGAUCUCUAAUUAAGGAAUCAAAAUUAAUUGAGCGGCCUUGUUUUUAAAUUUGUAUGAAGUGCGUAGUUCAAGCAGUAUGUGGGAAAUAUAGUUGAAAUGGUCUUUUAAUGUUAAAAUAAUACUUUUUCGCUUAUCAAAUGGGAUAUUUAGCUUUCAUUUUUUUCUUUUUUUUUUCAGUCAAAUCUUAGAUUAUAAACAACAAUUUUAAUGUCGACAAGUGUGUUACAUGAUUGUCUGUGUAGCAGGCUUCAUUCAUAACACGUGCGAUUAAAGUCACAUAUUCCUACGACAAAAUAUAUCAUGACGAUAGAACUUGAAAAUUUAAAUAUCGUGGAAACCUCACGACUUGCCAACAUUCUUCAUCAAUUGCACAAAAUCCUACAACACGUUACUAAUCCAAUGGAGAUUAUUUGCUCGCGACCAGUUCCAUUCAUUAAUUAUAGCAACGAAUCCAGAGCAGGUGUUGCAUGUUCAUCUACGUAUGCAAGACAGAGGUUGGAACGCGACCGCACACCGGGAAAUAACAGAAGAAAUUUAACCGCAAAUACCGGUGUCAGAGAUUGCUGCCACUUUACCGCCAGCGACCGAACGAUGAUUCCUGCCGAACUUUCAAUUACAGACUCUGAUGUUAUGGACACUGUUAACUCGCACAAUACACACUCCGUGAAAAGUUCAGCCUAUAAUUGCGAAAACCCGCAUCGGAAAGUGGUUGCAACGUUUGAUGAAACUAACACAAAACGUACCGCAUAUUCUUCAAUAUAUAUAAAAACGAGAAAUUUUUCAGCAAAGAGCGAAGGGAGUUCAAAAAGAAGAUUUGGAACAACAAAAGAUCUUUCUGCAAACUCGUCCAUUUUCCGAAAGUUAUUAUUACUAACAAUCUUGACAAUCUUGCACAGUUCUUUGACUUUCGCAGUUUCAUUAAGUCGCGACACUGACAUCGAGUGGGCAACUUCGGAUGUAAAAGAUAGCACCGAAUCAACGGUUAUGGAUGAGCUUAUUUGGCCACUAGCCGAUGUCGCGCCGACUUCUAUAACCAUGUCUUCAAGGAAAAGAACAGAACGGGCAGCGAAACGAGGAGUUCCGCCAAAAUUUUUAAUAAGACACACCCUUCUUCAACGAUUAUACGCACGCAAUUCAUAUUUUCUCGAAAUUCUAAAGAAUGGAAAAGUUCGCGGAACGCUCAACCAGAACAGCUCUUACAAUGUCGUAAGGCUUGAAUCUAUAGCGGCAGGUGUUCUUGCAAUAUACGGCACUAAAAGUCAAAGAUAUCUUGCAAUGAAUCGCAAAGGAAACUUAUACGGUUCGAAAACAUUCACGGACGAGUGCAAAUUUUAUGAAAAAAUGGAGAGCGGUCUUUACUUCACAUACGAAGCAGUGCCGACAUCGGCAAAAAGGCGUAAAAGGAAAAGAUCACGUGUUGUUGGGUUCGAUAAGAAUGGAAAAGCUAAGAAAGGUCACAGAAUGAAAGCCAGCAACAAAGGAGCCCUUUUUACGAAACUUGUGGUGCCAACAAAAAGAAAGAACAGAAGACGAGGAUAAUUCUAAUAAAGAAUCAAGCACCCCGCCAUCCCGUCAACUUAACUUUCCCAGUCCAUUGCGAAAAUAUACAUUUUUAUAGAAUAUGAAGAAACGAUUUUGCGGUACUUUUGCGAGUAUGAAACAAGGAUUUCGGUAUUGCAGCUUGGUGCAUCGGAAGUUACAUUUAUCCGCACACAUAUGGCAUUCAACUGACUAAGAUGUCAUUUUCAAGACUCAACAAACGACCAAAUUGUCGAAUUUGAUACAUAACGUUGGGACGACCACUACAGCACAUAAUGAAACGCUCACAUAAUAUUAUGCUAAAUGUUUUCAAUCAUCGUACACUAUUCACAGUAAGCUGAAGUAAGCAUACUAUAGUAAGCGUUUGCUCACUACAAUGUAAUAUUAAAACUUAAAUUCGCACAACUAAUAAAUGACCAUACAACGAGUCUAUUACGACUCAGCGAAUGCAACGCUGCCUAGCAUUAUAAUAUCAUAAACGACGACGUAUAUGGUCGUAAAUUCGUUUAAUUUUUCGUCACAUUUGUGGAAUUUUUUAUGUGUCUGGUUUAGUUUAUGAAUUGCUCUGAUUUAGAUAAACGAAUUACGCGCGAGGUGGCUCCAUAAGUAAUUUAAAUUGAAGUAUUUUAAUAAUUAUUACGCCAUCAUUAUAUUAUAAAUAAAUUUCUUUAUGAUCCUGAAUAAUAACUAGUAAGCGGGUUAACGUCACUCGCCAACCGCUUUUCGUACAAGCUACCAACGAAUUACGCUCGUUAUAAUUAGUAAAUUGUUCAAUAAUUAGUAAAGUACAAAAAUACCCCGUUUAAUUAAUUCGAUAAAGCGAAAACAAUGAAAAAGAUUUUAAUUUCUCUUGCGCAAAAUAAACGACCACAACGUUCACCAUUUUCAACUUCGUCACUAUUCACUGUAAAUGUGACGCAUCGUAGUGCUCGUAGAAACUAAUCCUGCUUAGCAAUAACAUUAGCAUUGCUUUAUUUAUGUAGAUUAGUGCCAUAACAACGCCUGGAGUUUCACUUACGUGGUAACAUGUCUGAAGUUUUACGUUACAGUUAUGACAAAUCGAAAAUUUAAAUAGAAGCCCGCUAAAAAUUGCAUUAUGGGAACAUAAGUGCUAAAUUGCAUUAUGGGAACAUAGUGCUAAAUUGCAUUGUGGGAACUUAGUGCUAAGUUGCAUUAUGGGAACAUUGCGAUAUCUCUUGUUUGAGUAUACCACAGCACAACCAAAGUUAUUAAUUCAUUAACAUCGUAUGAUAAUUUUUUUUAGCCACUGGUGAAUAACUCUGAAUAUAUCUUUCUUUUGCUUUUUCAUAUUUAUCUGUCACAACUUCGGUAGAACAUUAUUUAUACUAUUUGCACUACAUUCUUCAAUUUUUUGUUUGUUUUUUAUUUGUUUCAUUUAUUAUAAAUUAUUUUAAAUAAAUCUCAUUU